Cladocopium goreaui is the source of this 971-nucleotide messenger RNA. NCBI's taxonomy places the organism in Eukaryota, Dinophyceae, Suessiales, Symbiodiniaceae. The record is from the annotation of a GenBank genome assembly.
AUUUUGCUGUCGCUCACCAAAAACCCGUGCGCCAUGGCAGCUUCCCCCGCUUUCUGGGACGUGGCCUACGGUCCCGGCGGCUCUUCGGACCCUGAGAACAGCCGAUUCCUGCGGCUGCACCCAGCGCCGGUGGAGCAGCAUGGGACGGGGACGGUGGUGGUGCUGCAUGGAGGCUACUGGAAGAACAAAUUUGGGCUGGAUGAUGCCUAUGGCAAUGCAGGAACCAUAUCUCUGGGUCCAUUCUUUCUGGCUCGAGGCUUUUCAGUGGUGGAAGUCGAAUAUCGACGGCGUGACCACGAAGGAGGUGGCUGGCCCGGCACCAACGAGGACGUCUUGAUGGCGCUGCGACGCAUCGCAGAGCUGAAGACGGAGGGUCUGGAAGAUGGAGAGUAUGGCGCUGCGGUGAGAAGCUUGCGACCUGACAGGUUGAUGCUAAUUGGUCAUUCCGCUGGCGGCUGCCUGGCUCUCUGGGCCGCUCAUCACCUGGCCGCGGAGAGCGGAGCGGAGCGGGCCGCGCCGUUGGUGCUGGCAGCGGCGCCGGUGGCGGAUUUGGUGAAGGGCUUUGAGAUGAAGGUCUCGGAUGAAGGUGAUGCUGUGGAGCUCUACAUGAAGCAGCCGCCCACCUCUGAUGUAGGCCUCGAGGAGUAUCGGAAAGCUUCACCUGCUGCACUGCUCCCCGUGACCUUCCCCCUGCUGCUGGCCUACGGCGACGCCGACGCCGACGUGCCGCCCUUGCUGGUGCGGAGCUACGCGGAGCAAGCGAAGGCCUCAGCGCCGGAGAUGGUGACCACGGUUGAAAUUCCUGGUGCUGAUCAUUUUCACAUUGUGAACGCCGAAAGCGAGGCAUGGCGUCAGGCCAUUGUGCCUGCCUUGGCCAAGUUGGUGGGCGUCCACUUCGGCGCCGACGCCGCGGCUUCCUUGAUGUCCUAGCAGCCGAUUGGUGCGGCCGCCGACGCCGAGUUGGUGAAAAG